CGUGUCACGCAGCUGCGCACCUCCUUCCCGGCCCCGUUGUUUCAUUUGCGCCAUUUUGUCCGCUCACUUUGUUGAUUGGGCUUUAGCGAGCUGUACUAGAGCCAAUCAGAGGGAAACCGGACAGCGAAGACACGAGAGGGUUGUGACAAUAACAAGCUAUGGAGCAGUACACCACUGCCACCACUACUACUGGGGAGCAGAUAGUUGUGCAGACUUCCAAUGGACAGAUCCAACAGCAGACACAGGGCACAGUGACGGCUGUGCAGCUGCAAACAGAGGCGCCAGUGGUGACGGCCUCAGGCCAGCAGGUGCAGACACUCCAGGUAGUCCAGGGACAGCCUCUGAUGGUCCAGGUGAGCGGUGGGCAGCUCAUCACAUCAUCAGGACAACCCAUAAUGGUGCAGGCCAUGUCGGGGGGUCAGGGUCAAACAAUAAUGCAGGUCCCUGUAUCUGGAGCCCAGGGACUACAGCAGAUUCAGCUGGUGCAGCCAGGACAGAUACAGCUGCAGGGUGGUCAGACUCUCCAGCUCCAGGGCCAGCAGGGUCAGCCCCAGCAGAUCAUCAUCCAGCAGCCCCAGACAGCCAUUACCGCUGGACAGAACCAGGGGCAGCAGAUCAGCGUUCAGGGCCAGCAGGUGGCACAGACUGCUGAUGGACAGACCAUCGUCUACCAGCCUGUCAAUGCAGAUGGCACCAUCCUGCAGCAGGGAAUGAUCACAAUUCCAGCUGCCAGCUUGGCAGGCGCCCAAAUUGUACAGGCAGGGGGUGCCAGUGCCAACACCAACACCACUAACAGCGGCCAAGGCACUGUGACCGUCACCCUGCCCGUCUCCGGUAACAUGGUCAAUGCAGGUGGAAUGGUCAUGAUGGUGCCUGGAGGUGGUACAGUUCCCACAAUGCAGCGUAUUCCACUGCCAGGGGCUGAAAUGUUGGAGGAGGAACCUCUGUAUGUCAAUGCCAAACAGUACCACCGCAUCCUUAAGCGCAGACAGGCCAGGGCCAAGUUGGAGGCUGAGGGCAAGAUCCCAAAGGAAAGGAGGAAAUACCUCCACGAAUCUCGCCACCGUCACGCAAUGCAACGCAAGCGAGGAGAUGGAGGACGUUUCUUUUCACCCAAGGACAAGGAGGAAAUGGCUCUAGCCCUGGCACAGCAACAGCAGGAGGUCGCCCAGGUUGCAGCAGAUGAGACGGUGGCUCAGAUGAUCCGAGUCUCCUAGCACUGUCACCAACGUCAUCACUGUGUCUGUGAACUCUACCCUGCCUGAGACCCUUGAUCCAAGCUAACCUGAUCUGCCACAACUUCUCUUCUCAUUUUUACCUCCUCCUGCCCUGCCAUCAUACACCAAACCACCAAACCACAGCACCACUGGGUUUUUUCUGUUAUCUCUUCACUCCUACGCUGGUCUUCCAGGGAGCUGACCAUGUGGCUGCUGAGCCUGUGAACUGUUCUGAUCUUCACUGAAACGGAGGAUGCUUCCACACUCAGCUUGUCUGGUCGAGCGUUUUACGACCAGUGUUUUAUUUUUUCAAGGAUUUGUUUAGACAAUAAUGAAACUUAAAGUUAUAGGUAACCAGGGCUAAUCGCACAGAGCAAAUAACAGCUGUGAAGCCAUGUCAGAACCUGGUCUGUUUAAAAAGAUGUAUUUGUCAUCAGUGGAUACUUGUUGCUUUAAAUAUUUUUUGUAAAUGGUACAGACGUUUUUCGGACACUCAUAAAGUAUCCAUGUCUUAUAUCUUUUAUGUGAUUCCCUGUAUUUUGACAUUUCAUUUAUUCAGCCCAUGUACUGGGGGGGGAUGCACUCAGCAUCAUAAGUUCAGCAUGUGUCCACUGAGCAAAAACUGAUAUGUGAUACUAAUGUGAAGAUAUUGUACAGAAAUUCUUUUCUUCCCCAGUGUGUAUCUGAUGUACUUACUAACUUGCCCAAUUCUGUGGAUGCAUUUUUAUACAACUUUGUGGUUAGACAUAGUGUUUGUAGGAACAAUGACUGUGUUUCAUCACAUUACACAUUCUAUCCAUGUAGUUACUUUUUCAUCAGUCAGUCCACCUAAGUGUUUUGUUUUUUCAUUGUAGAUAAAAGAUUUUUUUACCCAUCAGAUGCAGUUCUGCGAUGUUAUUAUUUUUUUUAUAUAUAUAAUGGAAACAAGGUUGGACGUUCAUGAAGCCUAUGUCAAUUAAAUUUUAUUAUAAGUGA
Molecule: messenger RNA, 2192 nt
Organism: Centropristis striata (black sea bass)
Lineage: Eukaryota; Metazoa; Chordata; Actinopteri; Perciformes; Serranidae
Gene: nfyal
Product: nuclear transcription factor Y, alpha, like
Exons: 10
Coding region: 159-1217 (352 amino acids)
Biological process (GO): regulation of transcription by RNA polymerase II
Cellular component (GO): CCAAT-binding factor complex
Molecular function (GO): RNA polymerase II cis-regulatory region sequence-specific DNA binding; DNA-binding transcription factor activity, RNA polymerase II-specific
Source: RefSeq, a predicted model, not a curated record